Molecule: messenger RNA, 526 nt
Organism: Moneuplotes crassus
Lineage: Eukaryota; Ciliophora; Spirotrichea; Euplotida; Euplotidae
Source: the annotation of a GenBank genome assembly
CCUCUUUCUUACCCCUUUCCUCUCCCUGCGACAUCCCCAACACCCUCUCCCUUCCCUCUCCAAGCCCCAUCUCUUCUUCCUACCAAAAUUCUCCCACCCCCAAUCCAACCCAGCUGCAACUCUGUUCACCACUCUCUACCAAAACCUCCGAAUCUCUUCUUAAAAUCUUCAAUUUCCCCAGCAUGCCUACUCACAAUCUGAUUCUUCAAGGAAGAUGGGAGCGGUUUCUUUGUCCUCCCAUGGUCUCCACCACCCAUAAGAGUAGUGAAGCCCCAUUGAGGAAGCAGAAAUAUCAUGGAAUGGAAGAAGAAGGGGCUAAAAUUUGUACCGCAGCUUUUAAAGGUGACAAGAUUCUUUAAAGCUUAGAUCGUUAAGGGAAGUAUGCUGGGGAAACCGACCAGGAGUGAAGGUGAGAUGUAUUCCUGGCCUUCGUCGAUAUUAUUCAGACGUUUUACGAGGGUAGUUUUCCCAGCACCAUCAAGGCCGAUAACCAACAGUGAGAGGGACUCCUAUUUUUCAAGACCUC